Molecule: messenger RNA, 1857 nt
Organism: Phytophthora infestans T30-4
Lineage: Eukaryota; Oomycota; Peronosporomycetes; Peronosporales; Peronosporaceae
Exons: 1
Coding region: 1-1857 (618 amino acids)
Source: RefSeq, a predicted model, not a curated record
AUGCUUUCGUGUAAAACCUUCCUCAAACUGUUCGCGGUGGCUGUCGCGCUCUCCGACUUCACGGCUCAUGCCGACAAUGCGUAUGCAGCUGGCACCGAAGAAAGUCCUGCUACUGGAAGCGACAGCGUCUCUACUUCUUCAAGCGGAGUUGACCUAGGUGAUGACACGGAGGUCGUGAACUCACCACAGCACGAACCUAAUUACUAUCUCAACGUUGAUAGACAGAUCGACGCCGGGAAGGGCGGUAUCAGCGUCAACGCGGAUGUUGAUGCGGAUGUGAAGGCGGACGUCGGUCUGGGUAUCGGCCCAAAUGCGGGUCCGGGCGGAAAGCCUGGUCUUGGUCUCGGAGUCAAGGCGGAUGUUGAUGCGAAGGUGAAGGCCGACGUCGGUCUAGGCGUGAAGCGUAAUCUCGGAGUCAACUUGGACGUUGAUGCGGAUGUGGACGCGAAGGUGAAGGCGGACGUCGGUCUGGGUAUCGGCCCGAAUGCGGGUCCCGGCGGGAAGCCUGGCCUUGGUCUCGGCGUCAAGGCGGAUGUUGAUGCGAAGGUGAAGGCGGACGUCGGUCUAGGCGUGAAGCGUAAUCUCGGAGUCAACUUGGACGUUGAUGCGGAUGUGGACGCGAAGGUGAAGGCGGACGUCGGUCUGGGUAUCGGCCCGAAUGCGGGUCCGGGCGGAAAGCCUGGUCUUGGUCUCGGAGUCAAGGCGGAUGUUGAUGCGAAGGUGAAGGCGGACGUCGGUCUAGGCGUGAAGCGUAAUCUCGGAGUCAACUUGGACGUUGAUGCGGAUGUGGACGCGAAGGUGAAGGCGGACGUCGGUCUGGGUAUCGGCCCGAAUGCGGGUCCCGGCGGGAAGCCUGGCCUUAGUCUCGGCGUCAAGGCGGAUGUUGAUGCGAAGGUGAAGGCGGACGUCGGUCUAGGCGUGAAGCGUAAUCUCGGAGUCAACUUGGACGUUGAUGCGGAUGUGGACGCGAAGGUGAAGGCGGACGUCGGUCUGGGUAUCGGCCCGAAUGCGGGUCCCGGCGGGAAGCCUGGCCUUGGUCUCGGCGUCAAGGCGGAUGUUGAUGCGAAGGUGAAGGCGGACGUCGGUCUAGGCGUGAAGCGUAAUCUCGGAGUCAACUUGGACGUUGAUGCGGAUGUGGACGCGAAGGUGAAGGCGGACGUCGGUCUGGGUAUCGGCCCGAAUGCGGGUCCCGGCGGGAAGCCUGGCCUUGGUCUCGGCGUCAAGGCGGAUGUUGAUGCGAAGGUGAAGGCGGACGUCGGUCUAGGCGUGAAGCGUAAUCUCGGAGUCAACUUGGACGUUGAUGCGGAUGUGGACGCGAAGGUGAAGGCGGACGUCGGUCUGGGUAUCGGCCCGAAUGCGGGUCCCGGCGGGAAGCCUGGCCUUGGUCUCGGCGUCAAGGCGGAUGUUGAUGCGAAGGUGAAGGCGGACGUCGGUCUAGGCGUGAAGCGUAAUCUCGGAGUCAACUUGGACGUUGAUGCGGAUGUGGACGCGAAGGUGAAGGCGGACGUCGGUCUGGGUAUCGGCCCGAAUGCGGGUCCGGGCGGAAAGCCUGGUCUUGGUCUCGGAGUCAAGGCGGAUGUUGAUGCGAAGGUGAAGGCGGACGUCGGUCUAGGCGUGAAGCGUAAUCUCGGAGUCAACUUGGACGUUGAUGCGGAUGUGGACGCGAAGGUGAAGGCGGACGUCGGUCUGGGUAUCGGCCCGAAUGCGGGUCCCGGCGGGAAGCCUGGUCUUGGUCUCGGAGUCAAGGCGGAUGUUGAUGCGAAGGUGAAGGCCGACGUCGGUCUAGGCGUGAAGCGUAAUCUCCGUGCAUACGUCGAUGCUGACGAGGUCACUCGUCGUCUUCGGGGCAACUUUUAG